Messenger RNA from Cyclopterus lumpus (lumpfish), 1659 nucleotides. RefSeq names its product beta-galactoside alpha-2,6-sialyltransferase 2-like. The record is from RefSeq and is a predicted model, not a curated record. Gene Ontology annotation, molecular function: sialyltransferase activity. Bases 1 to 1224 code for a protein of 407 amino acids. The transcript has 5 exons. Lineage: Eukaryota; Metazoa; Chordata; Actinopteri; Perciformes; Cyclopteridae.
AUGAAGCUGUACAGGAAGUGGCUGCUGCUGGUCCUGCUGCUCUGGCUCCUCCUCUUCCUGUCCCUCCGCCUUCACUUCCUGGACCUCAGACCCUUCUUGCUGUCUCGAUCCAGAUCCGCCACGGACUGUGGACUCACCGGGACCGGAUCCCGCUGCCGUCUCUCUGCUCAGGGGCGGAUCAGGACCCAGAGGCCCGCUGGAGUGGACUGGAGGAGGAGGAAGACUGACUUCAGGUCCAGGUCUAAGGACUACCACAGGUCCAGGUCUCUGGAGAUCCUGCAGAGACUAUGGAGCGGGAACCUGACUGCAGAGAUGCUGAGCGCUCGUCUCCAGAAGGUCCGGAUGGGCUACCUGAGCUCCAACUCGCACCAUGUGGUCCGCAAGGGGCCAAGGGGGCCCCGACGGUCCAGCCCGCAGCUGUACUGUGAGCUUAAGAGGAGGACCAGGAUCCGAACUGUGGACGGGACCGAGGAGCCGUUCUCUGGUCUCGGCUGGGACCGGCUGGUGCCUUCACUGCCCCUCCGGACGUCCCAGUACCAGAGCUGCGCCGUGGUGAUGUCGUCCGGAGCCGUCCUCAACUCAUCGCUGGGGGGGGAGAUCGACUCCCAUGAUGCAGUUCUUCGCUUCAACGCCGCUCCCACUCGAGGCUUCGAGAGGGACGUGGGGAACAAGACCACGAUCCGCAUCAUCAACUCCCAGAUCGUGGCUCGGCCCAGGCACCAGUUCACCAGCAGCUCGUUGUACCAGGACGUCACUCUGCUGGUCUGGGAUCCGGCUCAGUACUCCGCCAACCUGACCCAGUGGUUCCAGAAGCCGGACUUCGAUCUGUUCUCUCCGUACGCCGAGCGGCGCCGGCUCCGGCCCCAGCAGCCGUUCUACGUGCUCCACCCGGAGUUCAUCUGGGGCCUGUGGGACCUGAUCCAGGACAACACCGAGGACCCCAUCCAGCCCAACCCGCCCUCGUCGGGGUUCAUAGGCACCCUGGUGAUGAUGUCACUGUGUGAUGAGGUCAGCGUGUACGAGUUCCUGCCGUCCGCCCGACACACAGACUUGUGUCACUACUACGAGCGACACCGCGACGAGGCCUGCACCCUGGGAGCCUACCACCCCCUGAUGUACGAGAAGAUGCUGGUCCAGAGGGUCAACCAGGGGAACCAGGACCAGCUGAAGGGGAGGGGCAAGGUCACGCUGAGGGGGUUCAGGAGGGUCCGGUGUGGGUCAUGAUCCUGGUUUAACAUACUGAGGGGUACAGGAGGGUCCGGUGUGGGUCCUGAUCCUGGUUUAACAUACUGAGGGGGUUCUGGAGGGUCCGGUGUGGGUCCUGACCCUGGUUUAACAUACUGAGGGGGUUUAGGAGGGUCCGGUGUGGGUCCUGAUCCUGGUUUAACAUACUGAGGGGGUACAGGAGGGUCUGGGCCCCAACCCUGGUUUAACAUACUGGGGGGUUUAGGAGGGUCCGGUGUGGGUCCUGAUCCUGGUUUAACAUACUGAGGGGGUUCUGGAGGGUCCGGUGUGGGUCCUGACCCUGGUUUAACAUACUGAGGGGGUUCUGGAGGGUCCGGUGUGGGUCCUGACCCUGGUUUAACAUACUGAGGGGGUUCUGGAGGGUCCGGUGUGGGUCCUGACCCUGGUUUAACAUACUGAGGGGGUUUAGGAGGG